AGGAAAGAAAAGAAAACGACAAACGAGAAAGGGCGGGGCUUGCAAAGAUAGGCAGCGAAGUUUCCGCUCCUCCAUGAUGUUAUUGUUAGAAAGUGCCCCCGGCACAUCCCUUUGUUGCACGUUGCCUUCUCAAUGUCUGCGUUGUUCAUCCUCCUGUCUUUCCCCUUUGAAUCUUCUCUCUCUCUCUCUCUUUCUCUUUCCCUUACACCCCUUUGAGGUUUACAUUUGACUUGGGCUUGCCUUGUCUUCUCUAGAGAGGGAGGCAGGGAGGCAGGGAGGGAGGGGGAGUCAAGGAAGAAGGAGAAAAGAUGAUGCUGCAGAGAGCUGCGAGCAAUGCAUAUUCAUGGUGGUGCAGCCACAUCAGAACCAAGCAAUCCAAAUGGCUGGAACAGAACCUCCAAGAUAUGGAGGAAAAAGUGCAGAAUGUGCUUCAGCUCAUCGAAGAAGAUGGAGACUCCUUUGCCAAGAGGGCAGAGAUGUACUACAAGAAAAGGCCAGAGCUGAUAAACUUCGUUGGAGAGUCCUACAAAGCCUAUCGAGCGCUCGCCGAACGGUAUGACCACAUAUCAACAGAGCUACAGAAUGCCAACACCACGAUCGCCUCAGUUUUCCCAGAGCAAGUCUCGUUUGCCAUGGACGAAGAUGAUGAAGAUAGCCCGAAGAGGCCUGUCCAUGACGUCCCGAAGCAGAACAUUCCGAAAGUACCAAAAGCUCCCGUCAAGGAUUUGAAGACCAUCUUGACAUCUGGCGCGAAGAAGUUGCAAAACAAGAAGGACAAGAAAGCGGCAGGUGCUGCUAACAAGGUCCCCAAAUCUGGUUUGAGCAAAGCGGAAGCGCUGGAGAAGAUCGAUAAGAAUCAGAAGGACAUCCUCGCCCUGCAGACGGUGAAGGAGUUUGUGAGGAGCUCGUAUGAGAGCGGGCGCGCGAGAUACUGGGAUAUCGAGAAGCAGAUCCAGGAGAUGCAAGAAGAGGUCUCCAACUUACAAGAUGAAUUCGGCGAGGGAAUGGUCAUCGAAGACGAUGAGGCGCGGAGCGUGAUGACCACGGCCGCUUUGAAGUCUUGCCAAGAAACCUUGCUCAACUUGCAGGAGAAGCAGAAGAAAUUCUCCGAGGAAGCAAGAACAGAGCAAGAGAAGAUCAAGAUCGCUCGGGAAAAGUUCAUGUCGUUGAAGAAAAAAUUCCUUCCUAAAGAGAACAGCGAAGAAAUUCCGUCUAUCGAAUCGGAGAGAUCGAGCCAAGAAGCCGCAAGUGCGCAAGGAGGAGAAGAUUUGCGAAUCUUUGAAGAAAAGAUCAAGCAACAUUUACAGGCCGAAUUCAGUACAUCGCUGACGGUGAGCGAAAUGGCGGAGAAGAUUGAUGAGCUCGUGAAUAAGGUGAUCAUCUUGGAAACUGCAGUCUCAUCUCAAACCGCUCUUAUAGAAAGAUUGAGAGCAGAAACCAGCGGUCUUCAAACGCAAUUUGAACUGUUGGAAGACGAUAAGGCGAACUCAAUCGAUGGUUCUGACGAUACGCGGAACAAGAUGCGGGAGAUGGAAGAGAAGCUGCACGGAGUAGAGGAUCUUAACAGGAGCCUCGAGGAUCAAGAAAAGAAUCUAAGUACGCAUUUCACAGAAGCGCGUUGCAACUUAGAACACCUGUCCAACAAUCUGGGAAGCGUAAGAUCAGAUGAAGGGCAGGAAGUCCCUUCACUGCCUAACGAAGUGGGAAGCGUAAGGCCGGAUGAAGAGCAGGAAGUAGCCUCCCUGCCUAUCGGAGGAGCUUUAGCUGAAGGAGAGAAACCAGAAAUUAACGACAGGUCUGGGAAAUUGCCAGAACAAGAUCGAGAGGAGGACCGUCCUGUUCCAUUGGCAUCCUCGCAGGCAGAUGAGGGACUGCAGUCUUCGAGUUCAUCGCCAAUUCAGGAUGCAUCUCUCGUCAGUAGGGGGUCACCCGAGUCUAGUCCAAUGGGUUCCAGCGAUAAUCGUGACAAAGAUGCAGAAACAACAACCGAAAUUGAAGAUGACGGGGUUGAACAUGUUCAGAAAUCUUGUUCUAGUGCCUUGGAAAAUAGUGCUGUCCAGGCCGAAGAUAAUUUGGAAAUUCAUCCAGUUAAGCCCAAUGGUGCACAGUUGCAAAAUGAAGUCGAGCCACACGUCGAACCACGGAAGAUGCAUGUUUCCUGGAAAGAUGAAGUACAAGAAGAGACAUUGGAGGAAGAAGAACCAAACUGGAAGGAAUUGUUCCUUAAAGGGUUGGAAAAUAGAGAGCAGACUCUUCUGAAGGAGUACACCACUGUUCUUCGAAAUUUUAAGGAGGUCAAGAAGAAGCUCACGGCCACAGAGAAGAAAACCCUGGCCCCAGAUGGUCUCCUCGAUACAAGCGUGCAGCUGCGGGACCUAAAGAACUCAAAUGCCAUGAAGGAUGAAGAGAUUUUGUCGCUCCGUCAGAAACUCAACCUUAUGCAAACGGUUUUAGAGGGCAAUGCCGGGUCAGUUAAGGCUGAAACCCACAUAAGAAAGGAGCAAGAGACAGAAGAUGACAUAAAGUUGAUUCUCGAUUCGACUUCGGAGAUUGAAGAAAAAUUCAGGAUGGAUAUCGAUCAACUGCUGGAGGAGAACUUGGAAUUCUGGCUCAGGUUCAGCGCAGCAUUACAUCAGAUACAAAACUACGAAACCGCAGUCGAGGACCUCCAAGCUGAGACAACAAAACUCCUGGAAAAAGAAAAGAAGAAAGAAGGAAGCCGGUCAGGACCUUUGAAAUCAGAUGUAAAGCCAAUAUACAAGCAUUUGAGAGACAUUCAGAACGAGCUCACCGUUUGGCUAGAAAAGUGCAUGACAAUAAAAGACGAGCAGCAAUGCAGAUUCUCAUCGCUGUGCAAUAUCCAAGAAGAGAUCACCAAGGCACUAAAAGUGAGCGCAGAAGAUGACGACUUCAAAUUCACCAGCUACCAAGCUGCAAAGUUCCAAGGUGAGGUCCUGAACAUGAAACAAGAGAAUAACAAGGUUGCAGAUGAACUGCAGGCUGGUUUGGACCACAUAUCCGCCCUUCAAGUGGAGGUCGAGAAGACUUUGGCAAACCUAAACGAGGGAUUUGGAAUUUCGGGAUCGAGAAACAGUCAGCAAACCAGCCACUUGAGACACUCUGUCAGCAAGACACGAGUCCCUCUGCGCUCAUUCAUUUUCGGUGUCAAAACGAAGAAGCAAAGAUCCUCACUCUUCACUGCUAUGAGCCCUGCAAUGCAUAGGAAGUACAAUGCCUUCAAAGCAGCACAUCAGUAGCGCCAAUUUUUUUCCCCGUUCCUUUUUGAUUUUUCCUGUUCUUUAUGCUGGAUUAUGGUUAUAAUUUUUCUGAGCAUUUAGUUUAGGCAGCUACAUGUUCUUUAUGUACCACCGUUCGGAAGUUGAACAAAUGUAUCUUUUUUGUCAUCAGUGAAAUGACAGAAGCAGGUCCCUCCUCUGGAAGAGACCGAGAAGUGAUGGUUCACUGUUAGACAAUAA
Molecule: messenger RNA, 3476 nt
Organism: Eucalyptus grandis
Lineage: Eukaryota; Viridiplantae; Streptophyta; Magnoliopsida; Myrtales; Myrtaceae
Product: protein NETWORKED 2D
Molecular function (GO): actin binding
Source: RefSeq, a predicted model, not a curated record